AUGCAUCAACCUGCACUGAUCUCUCAGGCCUUGAACAAGAGGUUGGAGAUGAACAGCAAAAAUGCUUGUAGUGAUUCUACCAACAACAGCAAUAGGGAUGAGUCUGCAUCCACUUGCACUGAUCUCUCCCUAAAUUCACCAUCAAACAAGAUGGUUGUUGGGGGUUUUACCAGAUUAAACCCAUCCCAACAACAUCAGCCCUUUCAAUUUCUCACGGGCACCAAUGAGAAGGUGGUACCUUUCAGCAAUGGAUGUUAUAAGAAGUUUGGUGAUUCAAGCAAUGGUUUCUAUCAUGGUGGUCCAGUGAUGAUGAUGAUGGGUGGUGUUGAUCAAUCAGGCCAUUCAGAUUCUAAUUCUGAAGUAUCAGUUUCUGCAGCUGAAUCAAUGAUGGCCCACAACAGAAACAGGCUCUAUUUGCAUGGGGAGAGUGAUCAUGAGAGAGAAGAUCAGCAUGCCUUUCAUUGA
Magnolia sinica is the source of this 465-nucleotide messenger RNA. RefSeq lists its product as uncharacterized. Bases 1 to 465 code for a protein of 154 amino acids. The transcript has a single exon. The record is from RefSeq and is a predicted model, not a curated record. NCBI's taxonomy places the organism in Eukaryota, Viridiplantae, Streptophyta, Magnoliopsida, Magnoliales, Magnoliaceae.